Vidua macroura (Pin-tailed whydah) is the source of this 4981-nucleotide messenger RNA. RefSeq names its product synaptotagmin-like protein 1. Gene Ontology annotation, molecular function: small GTPase binding; neurexin family protein binding. NCBI's taxonomy places the organism in Eukaryota, Metazoa, Chordata, Aves, Passeriformes, Viduidae. Bases 559 to 3453 code for a protein of 964 amino acids. The record is from RefSeq and is a predicted model, not a curated record. The transcript has 17 exons. Gene Ontology annotation, biological process: intracellular protein transport; exocytosis. Gene Ontology annotation, cellular component: exocytic vesicle; plasma membrane.
GAUAGCCCCGCCCCGGGACGGAUAGUCCGGCCCCGGGAUGGAUAGCCCGGCUCCGGGAUGUACGUCCCGCUCCCGCCCCGCGCAGCUGAGGGCAGGGAUGCUUGAACUCCACGGAGCAGACUUCCCUGUGGAGGAGAGCGCAUGCCAGAGGUGCUGGGGCUGCCGUGUGUGAGAUGAGCUUUCGUGCCUGUUGAGGCAGCUCCAGCAGGAGCUCGCUCUUCCCCUGCCUCCCUCUGUGACUGACGCUGGCAUCGCGAUCGCUGCACUGUGCCUGAAGAAAGGCAAAGGAGCCUGAUUUUGCUGAGAGAGUUUUCCUGGCAGGGGAAGGCAUGCAGAGCAGAGAGCCGUGCCAGCCAAGAGCCUGGAAGUGCAAGUCCAGGUGCUAGGGCGAGUUCCAGCCAAGCCAUGCUGCGGUGAAUCCUUUCUCUGCAGCCACGUCUUGCUCAGCACCAGGGGCUGUGAGAGGCUGCCCAUGGCACUGUGGCAGCCUGGGCUGGAUUAGUGCCUGCUCUGUCUCCGCUUGAGCCAUCUGAAGAGCUGAAGAAGACAGUAGGGAAGAUGUUGGACUUGAGCUUCCUGACCGAGGAGGAGUAUGAAAAGCUGAUGAAGGUUCUGCAGAGAGAUGCAGAGCUGAAGAAGAAGGAUGGGGAUCGCAUCAGGCGGAUACAAGGCUCCAUCACGGAUGAAAAGAAGAAGAAGUUUGUGACAGGUGAAUGGUUUUCAGAAGUGAAGGCAAAACGGUUCCAGGAAGACUUGGCAGGGCCGGAUCUACUUCGAGCAUCAAUUAGAAGGAAAAAGGGCAAACUAGAAAAUGAGGACAGCAAGCACAUCCAGAAGAGUCUGGAAAGCAAAGCUGCCCCAAGUCCUGCCUUUCCUGAGGACAUUGCUGAUGCAGGAGAGGGAAGAUCCAGUACACCUACUCUUGAAACCACAGAGCAGAAAAUUCUGCCAAAACUGAAGCCAAGACUUCCUGUCCAGUUGUCUGCAUCAUACAAGGGAUCCAGCAUACAUGAUGUCUCUUCCUCAGAGAGUGACACUGGAACAAGUCCAUUUGUGACUGCAACAAACAGCUUUCAUUUGUCUAAAAAAGGUCAUGGAGUAUCUCCACUGCCCACCAAGCCUUCAGAGGAUGCCGUGCCUCAACCCAGCACUGCAGCUGGAGGAGAAGCUGCUGAUGGGGCCACUGGCAGCACAGAGGGGCCAAAAACUCCACCUGAAGAAACUUAUGCUCCCAGCAAAAUACCAGUUAAGAAGAAAGCAAGCAGAACCUUCCCCACAUCUGAGCAGGUUGUGAAUCAUGCGGGGCCAGCAGAAAACAGCCUUGCAAAGAAAGAGCCGCUGGCAAGCCCCAGACCACUGCCCACAGCAGGGGAGAGCAGCCGGGCUGGUAAGCCAGGAGUGAACUACACCAUCUCGUCCAUGAGUAACAAGGAGGAGGAUAUCGGCCUCGACCGUGAGCACUUCAGGAGCUUGAAGGACUUUUGGGAGAAGGGAGCAGACUCGGCGGCAGAGCCGGGCUGGGCCGAGGCAGACGCUCGGCAGCUCAAGCUGUGCCGCUCGCUCUCCCUGCAGUCUGGGCAAGGCCAGGAUGCUGAAGAAAAACCUGGUGCCUUCACCAAAACAAGGACCCCCUCCAAAAGGACAAUAACGUUGUCUUCUAGCAAGGAAGAGCCAAGCUAUGGCACUCCUGCGAGGAAGGGCUCAGUUUCCGUCACUCCCAGAUCCACGUGUGCCAAGAGCAAAGGGGGCCUGGUUACAAGAAAUGACUUGCUGAGUGAAAGCAAUGGGAAGCUGCUGAUGCCAGAGGAAGAGAAGGUGGUGCAGCACUGCUCCAAGAAAUCCAGACUGCCUGUGCGAGCGCCUUCCAUCCAACUCGAGUCGCCCACCAAGGAUGUGUCUGGCAGCUCGCUGGGGCCAGGGACGCCCGUGGAGGAGCUGGUUGUGGCAGAAGAGCGCAAGCCCACAGGGAGGUCCCUGGUGAGCAGGGUGCAGAUACUGAUCGAGCCUGUGCCCACAGAUGGUGAAAGUGGUGAUGAGAAAGAGGAAAGAUCUGAUCUGGGCACCCAAGACAACGUGGAAAUAAAUGGAGAGCUACCUGAGGAAAAAAUGUGCAAGUCUUCAGACCAGCCAACACCCGGUGAACCAUCUGGAGAGAGAGAAGCUGUUCAGGGAACAGACUCAGCUGUUUACUCAGAGGAAGAUGGGGAUCAUUCUCCUGCUGCUCAGGCACUGGCCCGAGCAAAUAGCAUUAAUCUUGCAAAGAGCAUGGUGAACAUUUACACAACCACAGAGACGUACAAUAAACCUCAUUUGAUUCCACAUCAAUUUCUUGAACCUGAAAGAGCAAAAGAACUGAGCAGAUCCUCUCCUCUCCUGUUGUCUGAGACGGAAUCAGACACGGCCUCGGAAGUCAGCUUCCAGCUGAACAGGCACAAGAAGACGCCCAGCACUGGCAGCCACUCGUCCGACAUGGCUUCGGUCUCCUCGGUGAGUGGCAGUGUGCUCAGUGUCUACAGUGGCGAUUUUGGGAGUGUGGAUGCCCAGGGAACCGUGGAAUUUGCUCUAGACUAUGAUGAGAAGAACCGGGAGUUCCAGGUUCACGUGUCCCAGUGCAAGGACUUGGCUGUAGUGGAUGAGAAGAAAGGCAGAUCUGACCCGUAUGUUAAAACUUACCUGCUCCCAGACAAAGCUAGGAUGGGUAAGAGGAAAACAUCAGUGAAGAAGAGGACAGUGAACCCCAUUUACAACGAGGUGUUACGGUAUAAAAUAGAGAAAAUGGUAUUGCUGAUCCAAAAAUUAAAUCUCUCUGUUUGGCACAAUGAUCCAUUGGGACGUAACAGUUUUUUGGGAGAGAUUGAAAUAGACUUGGCCAGCUGGGACUGGAGCAACAGGAAACUCAACUGGUACCCGCUGAAGCCCCGGAGCCUUUCUGCUGUUAAUGGUGUGGAUCAUCGAGGAGUGAUGAGUUUGUCCAUUAAGUACGUCCCCCCUGGAAGCCUGGGGCCCAAGAAUCCUCCCUCUGGCGAAGUUCACAUUUGGGUCAAAGACGUCAAGGACCUGCUGCAGUUGCGUCCGUCCGGAGUUGACUCUUUUGUGAAGUGCUAUGUGCUUCCAGACACCAGUAAGAAGAGCUACCAAAAGACCCGAGUCAUAAAGAGAGACACAAACCCUGUUUUCAAUCACACCAUUGUGUAUGAUGGCUUUCACACGGAGGAUCUGAAGGAUGCCUGUGUUGAACUCACUGUGUGGGAUCAUGAAAAACUUACCAACCAUUUCCUUGGAGGAAUCAGGCUGGGCCUUGGGACAGGUUUGAGCUAUGGCAUCUCUGUGGACUGGAUGGACUCCACACAGGAGGAGGUGGCCUUUUGGCAGGAGAUGAUGUUGGCUGCCAAUGAAUGGAUCGAGGGAUUGCUGCCACUGCGCUCACUGGCAGGGAGGAAAAAGCUGAAAUAACCCAUUGUUGGUGCCAUAGAAAUGCCCAGUGUGAUCAUUAGAAGAAUUAGGAAACUUCCUGGACCAGGGAGAAAGAGACCAUGCACAGGGCUGCAAGUGUCAGGGUAAUAAGGCAAUUAAUGGCAUCACCUUGGAGGUGUUAAUGUUCAGUACUAAUCCACUCACGGAGGACAUGGAAGAUGCCAAACUGAUUCCAUACACGAUUUUAACCCAGAAGAAACUUAAUUUGCCUUUUUGUUUAAUCAUUUAUGUAUUCAGUAUAUUUGAAUUCCAGUAAGCUCUGGGAACAUUGGCAGAAGGAAAAGGAGAUACAGAUACUUUUUUUUUUUUAAAUUUCUUGUGCCAUUUUUCUUCCGUGCAGAGAUGUAGUUGUACUGAAGCAGCAGCAUGGUAUUAUUCAUACUCCCUGCAAGGGGUUCACUUUGUACUUGGUGUACAAUUGCUCCAAAUCACCAGCACAGUUUGAAUGGGAGCUUUGCAUUUGUCACUGGUGGUAACACCUCUUUAACGUGAGGAAAACUGAGUUCCAGGGUGCAUCUAAAGAAAGAGAGGAUUAUUUGCAGCAGAAGAUGAAGAAACCUGAGGAGGAUGACAAUGAGGAAUUUGAAAUAUUAAUUUCUUUCUGCUUUAAUCUGAAAGAGUGCAGGGAUGCUCUUAGAGAUAGUGGGAUUUUGCAAGCAGGGAUUUUGUUUUCCUGGCUUUCCCACAGGCUUCCUCCGAGACCUCAGGAAAGUCUCUUUGUGAAAGGAGGGUUUGAGUGCAAUAUAAACUAAAAUGUUUGCCCAAAUGUAAAAUAGGGUUACAUUGCUAAUGGGCCUAAUCACUCCUUUGCAAUGCCUUGUGUGCAAAACAUUUCAAUGUGAACUAAUGAGGUAGGAGUCAGUGUCACAUUAGCCUGGCAUCAGGGGUCAGGGAUGAAAGGUCACAGCCACACUGGAGCACAGGAGAUACUGGGAGCUGGUGGGAGAGGUAAGUGGAGAGUGUGUGAAUGUGCAGGGAGUGCAGAACUGCAGUUUCCUGGGGGUCUCCUGCAUCUGCAUCCCCUGCUGCCCUUCUCUUCCGUUCACCUGAUGCCUGUUGUCAGUUGUCAGUGGCUGGAAUUUCCCUUUUGCCAGUAGCUUGCAAAAAAUCUUUGCAUCUGGCACAUGGACUGUGGUGGAGUGGUGUUGUGAAUACAUUUUGAAUUGCAGCUUUGUAAUUUCUACUUUGGAUGUACAUAUUGUGAUUAAAUAGAAUGCUUUUCUUUAUUCAUCAGUUGGUCAUCUUGUACCUAUUUUCAUCAUGCUCUAAAUAACAAAAAAGCAAGCAAAAGAGGUGUUAAAUUUUGUUAUGUAAAAAAUGAAGCGUUUUUGCCAAAGGGCAAGUGAAAUGUCAUGAAGAAAUAAUUUUUAUAACUAUCCCACUUUAGAUUUUGGCUCUCUGAUUAUUUUGAUAUUCUUCUUUAGUGGAUUGAUUUUAUUUAACUCAAGCCUACUGUGAAUUUUCAGCUUAGCGAAGAUGGUUGUUAAUAAAUUAAUGGAAAAAUGUA